AUGAAAAAAUGGUACGAACCCAAGAAAGCACAUCCCGUAGCCAUCUCUUCGCAAAGAGAUGGGCCAGAUCUGAAGGCUUCUUUGUUCGACCGAGGAGAGAGUGACCUAAAGUCAAACAAAGAACGACAGAGAAACAGUUGGGAAGACAUGCUGGUUGACAGCAGAAACAGAGAGGGAGAAGCAAGAGCAAAAAGUGACCAAGAGGGAGAGGAGGAAGCAGAAGUUCUGACCGAAACCUGGAGGGAAAGACUGGGGGCUCAUUGUCAUGCCACGUGCUAUGAUAAUAAGCUUCACGAUGGGGAUAUCAGCAUAAUCUCAUUACCAUAG
Molecule: messenger RNA, 327 nt
Organism: Phycomyces blakesleeanus NRRL 1555(-)
Lineage: Eukaryota; Fungi; Mucoromycota; Mucoromycetes; Mucorales; Phycomycetaceae
Exons: 1
Coding region: 1-327 (108 amino acids)
Source: RefSeq, a predicted model, not a curated record